AUGAACCCUCUGUACUUGAUAUUGAGCUAUUGCUGGGGUGAAGGGAACCGAAGUGCGCGUACAACACGAAGAAAUUUGCAACAAAGAACGAAGCAAAUUACUAUGCAAGAACUACCAAAGACUAUACAAGACGCCAUUAAAAUUACUAGACGCCUAAAAGUUCGAUACCUUUGGGUGGACGCAGUGUGUAUUAUCCAACCAGACAACCACAGUGACACGGAAGAUUGGCAGAUUACUAUUUUAAUGCCUACUUGUGUAUCGCAGCGUCAAUUGCAGAGGAUAGCUAAGAAGGAAUACUCGUCGAAAGACCAGUGGCCAAGUUUCCUUUCAAAGAAUGGUGUUACCCCGAUGGCAAGACAAUUGUAUGUCCACAUUAUUCCCGGAGUUCCGCUGCUCAAGCGCGGCUGGUGUCUUCAAGAAUGGAUUUUAUCUCCUCAGAUACUGCACUGGACCAAUAAUGGCUUGAUCUGGCAGUGUAAGAAAGGAUUCUUUUGGGAAUGCCAGAAGGUCUAG
Fusarium venenatum is the source of this 513-nucleotide messenger RNA. NCBI's taxonomy places the organism in Eukaryota, Fungi, Ascomycota, Sordariomycetes, Hypocreales, Nectriaceae. The record is from RefSeq and is a predicted model, not a curated record.